Messenger RNA from Pimephales promelas (fathead minnow), 1784 nucleotides. RefSeq lists its product as uncharacterized. The record is from RefSeq and is a predicted model, not a curated record. Gene Ontology annotation, biological process: positive regulation of calcium ion import; positive chemotaxis; neutrophil chemotaxis. NCBI's taxonomy places the organism in Eukaryota, Metazoa, Chordata, Actinopteri, Cypriniformes, Leuciscidae. Gene Ontology annotation, molecular function: IgE binding; disaccharide binding; laminin binding. Gene Ontology annotation, cellular component: immunological synapse; cytoplasm; nucleus.
CUUCACAGUAGAUCUCCUCUUCUUCAACACAGUAGAUCUCCUCUUCUUCACAGUAGAUCUCCUCUUCUUCACUAGAUCUCCUCUUCUUCAACAGACAUCAUGAGUUGCCCGUCCUCUGGUCAGCAGGGCCUUUACCCUCAGAACCCUCAGCAGUCGGCUGGUACCGUAUGGCCCGGUCAACCCUGCCAACCCUGCUGGUCCUGCCAACCCAAUCAGGCGAGUUGGCCAGUUAACCAGCCCAGCGCAUCGACCCCUACGACCUGGCCGGUCCAACCCACCCAACCAGGCUGGCCAAACCCUGCAACCAUUCAACCCAAUCAACCCAAUCAACCCGGCUGGCCAAACCCUCCAACUAUUCAACCCAAUCAACCAGGCUGGCCAAACCCUGCAACCAUUCAACCCAAUCAACCAAUCCAACCAGGCUGGCCAAACCCACCAACAGUACAGCCAGCUCAACCCAGCCCACCCAUCCAACCAGCGCAACCCAAUCCGCCAAUCCAACCAGCGCAGCCAAACCCACCAAUCCAACCCAACCCUCCAGUUCAGCCGAACCCACCGGUCCAACCAACCUGGCCUGCUCAGGUACCCGUCCCGUCUCCAGUCUCCCCAGCAUGGCACGGUAACCCUGGUCAGCCCGGUUGGCCCGGUCAGAUACCCGCGGGAGGAGUCCCCCAGCCGUGGCCCCCGGCGCCAGCGACCGCUCCUGUAAUGGUUCCUUUCAACAUGAAUUUCCCCCGUGGCAUCUAUGACAAGCUAAUGCUAACUAUCAGAGGACAGAUUAAACCAGAUGCUAAAAUGUUCACCAUCAACUUCCUGCGCGGUAACGACAUCGCCCUUCACAUCAACCCUCGAUUCAACGAAGGAGGAAAAGCCAUUGUGGUCCGCAAUCACAAACUGGGGGAGCGCUGGGGCAAAGAGGAGCGGGAGCUUCUGGGGCCGUUCCCCUUCAUGCCGGGACAUCACUUUGAGAUGAAGAUCCUCUGCACCUUCACGGAGUUCAAGGUGGUCGUCAACAACACACCCACCUUUGAAUUUAAGCACCGCAUCAGAGAGGUCAACCAGAUCGACCGCAUCAACAUCCUGCAUGACGUCACGCUCACGUCCGUCAACGUGGACACGCUCCCGUGAGCGAGACGGGCAACCGAACUAACCAUGGCCGAGGGUCAAACCUACCGCUUACAGACGGACCCUCGACUAAACCAAACCUCACGACACGACUCCAGAACGCAGAAAACUUCAUAUAAUAAGGCUUUGUAUGUUAACAUGAUGAACAAUACUUCUAACGCAUUUGUUAAUCGUAGUUAAUGAUCAUUUCAACAAUCACUAAUACAUUAAAACUAAAUGUAUCGCUUAAUCUUGAAAUAGAGCCGAGCUACUGUAACUAAUGUAUUGCUUACUGUUAGAUAAUGCUACUUAUUGCAUUGCCAAUAGGACCUUAUUGUAAAGAGUAUUCUUUACCAAACAAUGGAGUAUAACUAAAAAAUACUUCACAAUAUGCUCAAUUACUGUGAUUGGAUGUAAAAGUUCCUGCUUCAAAUGAAAUCAUUAACUUGUUUCUAAUUUGCGAUAAAUGAACAGGGGAUUCUGACAAAAAUGUGUCCGCAGUAAAUAUGAAUGCCCACAAAAUCCAAGAUAUGACUGCAAAAACAGCACUUGUAUAAAAUCUUGAUUUUUAUAUUAUAACAUGAUAUAAUUAAGGAAUAUCGCAAGAGAGCCGUGUCCACCAAUAUGAGCACGGUUGCAACUGUGAUAUUGAUUUUAUUCAAUAAACAAUGUUGUUUGUA